Panicum hallii is the source of this 1283-nucleotide messenger RNA. Its product is annotated as pathogen-related protein-like. The transcript has 3 exons. Lineage: Eukaryota; Viridiplantae; Streptophyta; Magnoliopsida; Poales; Poaceae. The record is from RefSeq and is a predicted model, not a curated record. The coding region runs from base 182 to 967 and encodes 261 amino acids.
CCACCCGAUUCACAAACCCACUUUGGACCGGCCGCAUCGAUCCGUCCCGUUUAUUUCACGGCGAGCAGAUCGAAAGCGCGCACGAGGUAGACGACGCCAGGCCACGCAGCAGAGAGCGCGCGCGCCGUCCGCCUCUCGUGUCGUGCCCCCCGCGCGCGUUCCGGGCAGGUCGAUCGGUCGGAUGGACUCCUCCGGCGGCGACCCGUACAGGUCUCACCUGGCCGGCGACGGCGAGAAGGACACCGUGUGGCGCCACGGCGCGCCGCCGACGUACGACGCUGUGAACGCCCUCUUCGAGGCCGAGCGCACGCAGGAGUGGCCGGCGGGCUCGCUGGAGGAGGUGGUGCAGAACGCGGUGAAGACGUGGGAGAUGGAGCUGUCGCACAAGGCGCGGCUGUCGGACUUCAAGUCGGUGAGCCCGGGGCGCUUCACCCUCUCCGUGAACGGCGGCCGCGCGCGGGGCGGGGAGGAGACGCUGGCCGUGGGCAGCUACAACGCGCUGCUGGCCGGCAGCCCGCUCCUGGCGGCCGCGGGCGCGUACGACGCCGCGGCCGAGACGUUCGCGUCCUCGCACGACCUGUUCCGCGCCGCGUUCCCGCGCGGGUUCGCGUGGGAGGUGCUCAGGGUGUACUCCGGCCCGCCGGUGAUCGCCUUCAAGUUCCGGCACUGGGGGCACAUGGAGGGGCCCUACAAGGGCCGCGCCGCCACCGGCGAGAAGGUCGAGUUCCACGGCGUCGCCGUCCUCAAGGUGGACGAGCAGCUGCGGGCGGAGGACGUGGAGGUGUACUACGACCCGGGCGAGCUUUUGGGUGGCCUCCUCAAGGGCCCCAAAGUGGAGUCGUCCGAGGAGGAUCGCGGCGAGGUGGCGCUCGCCGAGAGGCUCGGCGAGGCCGCUGCCGUGUCGGCGUCAGGUGCCGACCCGCCACCGCGAGCCUGCCCUUUUCUCAGCACCGGGAAGCCGGAGUGAUCGCUCAACCAAGAUGGCUGCCCUGGCGACUGAAAACGUGAACCUCGCCGUGGUACUGCACUGAAUUAAUUGCUGUUUCGUGAUCGGAAGAGAUUUGGAGUCCUCCUGGGAAGCAGAACAGGUCUGAAAGUGAAGUUGAUCGUGUACUUCGUGUAUUUGUCUAUUCGUUCAACAGAAAACGAGAAGUUUUUUUUUUUGCGAAAACAGAAAUGAGAGAAGUUGGUCAUGUAGUGCUAGUGGUAGUGGUUGUUGAAUUGAUUGCUCGUUUUCUUGUUGGAAGGCUUCGCCUUGGCUUAGUUGAAUACCAGCAAUAAUA